AUGUUUGAAGACACUACCAGUAUUCCUGAACUUCCAACACCAAAUAUGAUGUGUGGGCGUCCAACAGCAAAACCCCAAAGUCGUAUUAUUGGAGGGCACGAAGCUUUAUAUGGGGAGUUUCCGUGGCAGGCCCAUAUCAAAAUUUCUCGUCAGCAAUGUGGGGGCGCACUUGUCAGUCAGAACUUUGUGGUGACCGCAGCUCAUUGUGUCCACAAAGCAAGACUGCAUGAGAUAACUGUGGCUCUGGGCGUGUACGACAUCCAAGAUCAGCGUUACCAAAAUCUGCCUCCUCAAUACUUCAGUGUUCGAGAGGUCAAGAUCAAUCCCCACUUCCGCUUCUCCGCAUCACACCCUGACCGCUAUGACGUGGCCUUGCUACGUUUAGAUCGUCCGGUCUAUUUCCAAGAGCAUAUCCUUCCCAUCUGCCUACCUCCGUACGGUCGGAGAUUUGAAGGAUUCAGUGGGAUCGUGACAGGUUGGGGAAAAACAGAUUCUGCUCUAAGCAAUAGAUAUGGUACUCGUGUUCUCCAGAAAGUCGAUGUUCCUGUGAUCACAAACAGAGACUGUGAACGGUGGCAUCUUAGCCGAGGGAUCAACAUCCGGAUCUAUCCGGAAAUGAUGUGUGCAGGAUAUGAACAAGGAUUGAAAGACGCAUGCGUGGGUGACUCUGGAGGCCCCAUCAUGUAUCUUAACAACCGGUGGACGUUGGUCGGUAUUAUCUCUGCAGGAUUUGGUUGUGCGGAAUCUAGGCAACCAGGAAUCUACCAUCGUGUUUCUUCUACCGUAGACUGGAUAGCUGCCAACAUCUAGUAGCCUAGAACCAGGCUGUUCUCACUGUGAUAUGUGCUAUCUCAGGGUGUCAUGCCAUCCAUAUAAGCUUCCACCUGUGUUGAGUU
This is a messenger RNA of Limulus polyphemus (Atlantic horseshoe crab), 896 nucleotides long. Its product is annotated as serine proteinase stubble-like. Gene Ontology annotation, molecular function: serine-type endopeptidase activity. Lineage: Eukaryota; Metazoa; Arthropoda; Merostomata; Xiphosura; Limulidae. Gene Ontology annotation, biological process: proteolysis. The record is from RefSeq and is a predicted model, not a curated record.